AUGGCUGAGUGGGGCUACCAAAAUCGCGAGAAACAGAUUCAUGAGAAGGUGUUUGACACGCUUUCCCGUCCAUUAUCCCGUGCCAGCAAAGCGAAUUCCAAUGGAAAUCAAUCGUCAAAAGAAUCACCAUCCUCCUCACCCUUCCAUAUGUUCUCCGGUGGACGAAAAGUGAAGUGGAACCAUUUUGGAAAAAAGUACGCUUUGAGGUUUUCGGACUACGAGAUGGAAUAUGCCGAUUUGUAUGAUGCGCUGCUCAAAAAAGUGCACGAAGUGCGCGCGGAUUUCGAAGGAGACCUCGCAUUCAUCGACCAGUACGGCCGUCAAGUGAUAGUCUCGUCUGACAAGGACGUCCGAGAGGCGAUCCAACAAUCGAAAAACAAGCUGAAGCUGCAUACGACUCUCCGCGACGGACACGUCAUCGCCGCAGCUGAUAUGGCCGAAGCAGCACGCGGACGGCCAGCCAGAUCACAGUCCGUGCCGCCGGAGCGCUCCUACAACAUGUACCCCCAACGUUCUCCAUCGUCAAUGGACAGCGCACCCGACACGUACCGCCAUCAUCCACAGCAGAUGACACGUGCCAUGUCUCCACCGCCAAUGUCGACCACAACCGGCAGCACACAUUCUCCGCCGUUGCGUCAAAUUGGAGAAACCGUCAAAACCACGUAUAGUCACAGCGGAAGUUACGGAGGCUUGUAUCCGGGUGGCUACAAGGGAUACCCGUAUGGUGGUGGCUACUCGAAUAGCAUUCUCUACGGAAUGCCGCCACAUAAUGGCAUGCUUUGGAGAUUCCUCGCCAACCCAUUCCCUUUCGGAAACGCUCAAACCAGAUCUUUCAUCGGACCUAACAAAUAUCACCAUUUCGGAGGCUACAAUCACAUGUAUUCCUCGGGAUUCGGUGGUCCAGUCUGGUAAAUUUCAAUCGAUCAGAACUCGAACAAUUUUUGAGCCAUAUCUUCUUUUUUCUCUCUCUUUUUUUGCACAAAACUUCAGUUUUCAUUUUAAUGUGUACAUAUUCUGAGCAUUCUUGCUAAAAACCAAUUCAUCUGUGUGUCACCACUACUAUCAUUACUACUAGUCGGCAAACAAUAUAUGCUUGGGUUCUGUUUUAUUUGCAAUUUAUAUAUUUUUGCAUCCUAAUAAAAGUGAUAUGUUGAUAAGAAA
Caenorhabditis elegans is the source of this 1161-nucleotide messenger RNA. It is a transcript of the gene Y50D4B.1, whose product is annotated as PB1 domain-containing protein. The record is from RefSeq and is marked reviewed. The transcript is spliced from 7 exons. The coding region runs from base 1 to 912 and encodes 303 amino acids. Lineage: Eukaryota; Metazoa; Nematoda; Chromadorea; Rhabditida; Rhabditidae.